Messenger RNA from Panicum hallii, 411 nucleotides. RefSeq names its product glycerol-3-phosphate dehydrogenase SDP6, mitochondrial-like. The transcript is spliced from 2 exons. Gene Ontology annotation, cellular component: glycerol-3-phosphate dehydrogenase (FAD) complex; mitochondrion. Gene Ontology annotation, molecular function: glycerol-3-phosphate dehydrogenase (quinone) activity. Gene Ontology annotation, biological process: glycerol-3-phosphate metabolic process. Bases 1 to 411 code for a protein of 136 amino acids. The record is from RefSeq and is a predicted model, not a curated record. NCBI's taxonomy places the organism in Eukaryota, Viridiplantae, Streptophyta, Magnoliopsida, Poales, Poaceae.
AUGGCCGCGUGGUGCCUCCGUCGUGCGGGCGCCGCCCUCGCCGCCUCCUCCGCCGUUGCCGUGGCCCUCGCUGCCUCCUCCGAACCCUCCGCCACGGCCCUCGACGCCGCGUGGCAGCGCGUGGCCCAGCCGGGGGUCGCGCCGCCCCCUCGCGACGCGCAGCGCGCGGCGCUGGCCAGGUCCACGCCCGCGGAGCCCCUUGACGUGCUCGUCGGCGGCGGAGGAGCAACUGGAUGCGGCGCAGCGCUCGAUGCCGCCACCCGUGGACUUCGGGUUGGCCUCGUGGAGCGCGAGGACUUCUCCUCCGGGUCUUCCUCCCGAUCCACCAAACUCAUCCACGGGGGGUCGAUAGUGUUGUGCGGUAGCCUAGGAUAUCGAAUUAGGCUCAAGGAUAAAUUGAAAAUGGGCUAG